This is a messenger RNA of Serpula lacrymans var. lacrymans S7.9, 1795 nucleotides long. RefSeq lists its product as uncharacterized. The record is from RefSeq and is a predicted model, not a curated record. The coding region runs from base 68 to 1630 and encodes 520 amino acids. The transcript is spliced from 6 exons. Gene Ontology annotation, molecular function: oxidoreductase activity, acting on paired donors, with incorporation or reduction of molecular oxygen; monooxygenase activity; heme binding. NCBI's taxonomy places the organism in Eukaryota, Fungi, Basidiomycota, Agaricomycetes, Boletales, Serpulaceae. Gene Ontology annotation, biological process: sterol metabolic process.
GGGUGUUGUACGAACAAAGUAUCUGGCAGAGACCAGUUCACGAAGGUCACCAUUGUCGAACACGAGCAUGGCUUCGCAUCGUCAGCACUCAGUAUUGGCCACAAUGCCCUCCUCAACAUCGGAUCCACUAUUGCAUAACAUACCCAUACCCUCUUUUCUUACUUCAGCAUCCUCUGAAUCGUUUACAUGGCUUUAUACCACAGCGGCAUUGAUCUGUGCUCUCCUCGUUCUCGAGCAGUCCGUGUAUAGGUACAAGAAGAGACACUUGCCUGGUUCUUCUUGGACAAUUCCCAUCAUCGGGAAGUAUGCUGAUUCGCUCAAGCCCACCAUGGAGGGCUACAUGGCACAGUGGAACUCAGGUGCUCUCAGUGCUGUCAGCGUCUUCAACAUUUUCGUUGUUAUGGCUUCGUCGAACGAGUACUCGCGUAAAAUCCUCAACUCUCCGAACCAUGCUGAGCCUUGCCUCGUUUACUCUGCUAAGCAGAUUCUUAUGCCUGAUAACUGGGUAUUCCUCACAGGCAAAACCCAUGUUGAGUAUCGUCGUAUUUUGAACACUCUUUUCACGCGCAAAGCUCUUGGCAUUUACAUUGGAGUUCAAGACGCCAUUUCGCGCCAGCACUUCAGCAAGUGGCUCUCUGAGGCGGCCACAGAUUCUUCCCCAAAGCCGAUCAUGAUGACCGCAAGGGACUUGAACAUGCACACCUCUUUGAGGGUCUUCUGCGGUAAACACAUUCCCGAGGAAGGCGCCGUUGAGAUCAAUCAGAAAUAUUGGGACAUCACUCAGGCCCUGGAGCUUGUCAACUUCCCACUCGCUAUCCCCGGUACUAAGGUAUAUAGGGCCAUUCAGGCUCGUAAAGCUGCUUUCAAAUGGUUGGAACUCGCUGCUUCCCAAGCUAAAAUCGCUGUUGCUGAGGGUGCUGAACCCGAAUGUAUGCUCGAAGAAUGGGUGAAGGAGAUGCAAUCACCCAGCUACAAGGGCCGCAAAGAUUUCAGCGAUCGAGAGAUGGCAAUGGUCGUGUUUUCGUUCUUGUUCGCUUCCCAGGAUGCCAUGAGCAGUGGUUUGAUCUACGGUUUCCAGCAUUUGGCGGAUCACCCUGACAUUCUGGCGAAGAUCCGGGAGGAGCAAUACCGUGUGAGAGCUGGUGAUGUGGACAAACCGUUGACUUUGGAAAUGCUGGAUGAGAUGCCCUACCUGAAAGCUUUCGUUAAAGAAAGCAUGAGGGUUAAGCCUCCUGUUACCAUGGUUCCGUACAAAGCCACGAAGGCAUUCCCCAUUUCGGCAGACUACACAGUCCCAGCUAACAGCAUGGUCAUCCCGUCGUUCUAUAACUCCCUCCACGACCCGACUGUCUUCCCCGAUCCCGAUUCUUUAUCGCCGGAACGCUGGCUUGAUCCUCAGAGCUCGGCUAACACCAACCCUAAGAAUUAUCUCGUGUUUGGGAGUGGUCCUCACAAAUGCAUUGGUAUCGAGUACGCCACCAUGAACAUUGCUCUUAUACUGGCAACCGCGAGUGUAAUGAUGGAUUGGGAGCAUGAUAUUACUCCAGAGAGCAACAAAGUCAAAAUCAUUGCGACUCUCUUCCCCUUGGAUGGUUGCCGUCUGAAGCUCAGCCCCCGUAAGCACGUAUAAUGACUGUGUAUAUAUCAUAUUUUAUACCUCUUACAAUACCCACCACGACCACGCCGAACUAAUCGGGUUUUAUCGUACACAACUAUGUCUCAUGUCUCACUGAUGGUCGAUUGUCAAUUGAAGUAAGGUUUCAAUGCAUAUUUGCUGUCUCCCCAGGAAGUGUUU